Hermetia illucens (black soldier fly) is the source of this 6203-nucleotide messenger RNA. It is a transcript of the gene Ubr1, whose product is annotated as E3 ubiquitin-protein ligase UBR1. Gene Ontology annotation, cellular component: ubiquitin ligase complex; cytoplasm. The record is from RefSeq and is a predicted model, not a curated record. Gene Ontology annotation, biological process: ubiquitin-dependent protein catabolic process via the N-end rule pathway; protein ubiquitination. NCBI's taxonomy places the organism in Eukaryota, Metazoa, Arthropoda, Insecta, Diptera, Stratiomyidae. Gene Ontology annotation, molecular function: ubiquitin protein ligase activity; zinc ion binding.
GCGUACAACGUGAAAGCUAACAAGAAGAAGAAGAGGAAAAUUUCUCGUCGAUGGAAAGAUGUACUUUUCAUCGUCGUCUUAACUGCAAAAUUCUCGAGUUGAAGUCCGCUGAGGCGAAAUUAUCAAAAGUUGUCCGUUUUUAAGCGUUGUGCCAUCGUCGAAGAACCAGGUCGAGAAGCGCAAGUGGUCCAAAUUGUCGCGAGGAGCAAGCAAUUGGUGUCCGUGGUUGCUGUCAAAACUGAAGAAAGCGAGUGGUUCCGCGACAGUGCUCGUGACGUGAUAAAGAAAAGUUUUCGAGACUUUGGAGAAAGAGUGGAAUCUCGCCGAGAAAGGGAUUCGUGGGACCGUUUGACCAGGUUGCUUGGCCGAGUGAUUUCCAUGCCUAGCGAGCGUCCAACCACCUGAAGAUGAUCAACUUUGAAGACUCGACGACGUCCGGCCAGGAUGCGGCCGAGAAACCCUUGAAAGACUGGUGCGCCAAGUUCGAGGCAGGACUGUUGACCAGUCCCGAAAUGAAGAAGUUCUUCUCGGAGAAUGCGCCACUUUACGCCGAACUGGAAGCUGACGGGGAUUCUGUUCGCUAUGUUUACAACGAAUCAACUGCAAAGACCAAAAUAAUCGAGCCACUUAUCGAAUUCAUAUGUGGUAACGAUCCGCAACGGUUAAUAGAAAAGCUAAAAUCCGAAAGCAAUGCCCCAUCAGUGUGCGGUAAAGUAUUUCGAAUUGGCGAACCAACAUAUAGCUGCCGUGGAUGUGGUAUGGAUUCAACAUGUGUUCUAUGUGUAAAUUGUUUUAAACAGUCAGCGCAUAGAUAUCACAAAUAUAAAAUGUCCACAUCGGGCGGCGGUGGCUGUUGCGAUUGUGGCGAUGUGGAGGCUUGGAAGAAGGAUCCAUACUGCGAGGAACAUAUACGUGGAAUGAGAAAACCGCCAAAAAAUUCAAUCAUUACCAAUAGAAUGAGAGAACGUUGUGAUAUUGCUUUUCGCGCCAUACUUAUGUACUGUGUCAAGUUUUUGGAGAUUGAAUCUCAUGCUAGUCUUGAAUGUUUGGAUGGUGGAGCUGAUGAGGAAACAUUUUGUACAGUACUUUAUAAUGAUGAAAGUCAUACAUUUGAACAGGUAAUACAAACUCUAAUCAAGAUCUGCAAGUGCAAUCAAAGAGACGCCAUGGAAUUCGUAACGAGCAUUGAUCGCGAGGGUCGUGCUGUAGUAAAAGUGGAUUCAUUUGAAACUUGUGUAGCACUCAAGGAGGCAAUUGAAAAACAGCCGAUGCGCCAUUCAACGAGUGUUAGUAAGUCACCUCUCCGAGUUUCGGUGUUAAGCAUCCGCGCAGUAUCGUGUCAACAGUUCGCUUUGCAACUAUUGACAUGGUUCCAAGAGUUCCUCACACUCCACGUAACGUUUCGUGAGAUUUUCGCCACAGCCGUGAGUGACAAACUUUGCCCCCAAUAUAACAUAGGACAUAUUUUAGAGUACGACUGGAAACUCUGGAAAAGCCGUAGUUGUUGGCAUCGUUUGUUUAUUUCCAGUAUGCUCAUGGAGUAUGAAAACAAGAAGAUAUUGGCCAUCGAAUUUUCCAGACAUUAUGCCACAAUCAUUCAAGACUUUAUACGUGAUGAUCAUGAUCACUCGAUCUCAAUAGUGUCGUUGAGUGUACAGUUGUUUACAGCCCCAACAAUCGCUCACUAUCUCAUCGCUAAUGAGGGAAUCUUCUACAAAUUGAUGCACACAUUUUACUGCGAAUCUAUAUCGAAAUAUGUGCAGAACAAGACCCUCCAAUUCGCAAAAAAUACAGCGAACUUGAACGUAUUCAAGAGAGCGGCAUAUAUUUUAUAUGAUCUUCGUUACAUUUUGAGCUUUAAACCCGACUGUUGGGUACCAGAGCUGCGGUACGGUUUCAUAGAGGGAGUGAAAGUUUUAUUGAGACUUUUGAACGUCAUGCAAGGAAUGGAUGCAGUUCAGCGUCAAACUGGGCAGCAUAUGGAUUACGAACCGGAAUGGGAGUCUGCAUUCAACUUGCACAUAAAAUUGGCACUGGGAAUAUCACUCGUUCUGGAUUGGUGUUCUGUCGAUCGAGAAUGCCUAAUGAAAGUGUAUCAGCUUGUCAUGAGCAUCCUAAUGGAAAACGAGUUUAUUGUUAAGAAUACAGUAAUCGAGGAGAAGACGUUGGCGGGUCAUGUUGCUUCCUGCAUUAUGUAUGAUGUUGCAUCAAAACCUGUUUCAAUACAUUUGCCAUUAACCCGCUUCUUUGCUGGAAUUUACUUGCAUUUGGGAAAGUUUGGAUUGAACUUUGACAACGCUACAACGAUCCAGAAACGGACGCCCGAAGAGAUUAUUGAGCCUGUGCUUUGCACCCAAACUAUGAUAGCCCAAGUUCAUGCUGGAAUGUGGCGUCGCAACGGAUAUUCACUGUUGCAUCAAUUAUACUUUUACAGAAAUGCCCGAUGAUCAGAAAUGCUUGACCGCGAUAUUGCAGCUCUCCAGAUAGGAGCUGCGUUGAUUGAAAGCAAUCAGUAUUUGAUUCACAUACUCAAUAAAUUUGCCCUUCUCGAGUGGGCUGAUCCCGGCUACGAAUCAGUCUGCAGAAACUAUACAGACGACGAAUACAUGCGGCAGUUAAAUAUGAUCGAUGAAUUCUUGGAAUUGCUUAUUGUUAUUAUCGGUGAACGCUACGUACCUGGAAUUGGUGAUGUUACCGAAGAUGAUCGUAUUAAGAAAGAAAUUAUUCAGUUGCUUUGCAUUAAAAACUUUUCGCAUUCGGAACUGAAUCGUUGUUUCCCAGAUUCAAAUAGAAAUGGCUUGGAGGACGUUAUUGAAUCAGUUGCCACAUUCAAAAAGCCACAACAAAGCAAUGCCAAGGGCGUUUACGAGCUUAAAAAUGAAUUCUUCGAUGAUUACAAUAUGUACUUUUAUCACUACACCAAAGAGGACAAAUCGAAGUCGGAGGAGAAUCAACGCUUACGGCGUAAAAAUAAAAAUCAGCUAGUUUGCUGCCCGCCACCAAAACUGCCAAAAUUAGCAGAAGGAUUUGUUUCCAUUGCAAACCUUCUUCAAUGCGAUGUCAUGCUGUCGCUGAUGCAUACAAUCCUAAGUCGGGCUUUAGAUUUAAAUGCAAAGAGCUUCACGGAAAGUCAUUUACAAAAGACUUUACAUCUUAUUGGCUAUGGAUUACAAGAGGAAGAAUCAAGUCACUAUCCAUUUUUAACGUUCUAUGAAAGAGCCGUCGAGCAAGGUAUAUUGAGCCUUUUGGAAAAAUUGACUCACAGUCCCAGGGUCGAAGCUCACCGCGACUUCAUUUGGACUGUUAAGAAAUUUAAAGAACUCCAACCAAAAGUAAGCGAAAAUGAAAUGGAAACUGACCGACCAAAUGAGCCGAUGACAACAGCUGAGGCGGAACGUCGCGAAAAGGAAAAACGUGCUCGCUUGGCUGCGGAGCGACGUGCGAAAUCAUGGCGCAAAUGGCAAAUGCACAGGAAUAAUUUCAUGAAAUCAAAUGCAGAACUGUUUCGCAGCACUAGCACAUCGUACGCUUCCAAUGAUACAAUGGAAUGGCAAGAGCCAGCCGAUGGGGAGGAGAAUAAAUCAUUCAUCGUCUGUGUAGGUCCCAAAAGAAAAAUUUAUCAGCCCGAAGAGCAGAUUCAAUGUAUCCUUUGCUUUGAGGAUUGCGUAGUUAGCAAGGAUGGACCAUGUUUAGUUUACUCUGCCUUCAUUCAGAAGUCGAAGGUUUUGAUUACGAAUGCAGACAACAGUAUCCCACCUUCUCCCCAUGUCGGUACUUGUGGCCAUGUUAUGCAUGCAUCUUGCUGGAAGGAGUAUUUCGAAAAUGAAAUUCAGAAGGAGAACCGUCGUCCAAAUCGGAAUCGAUCGCCCAAUAAUUAUCUGAUUGACAAAAAAGAGUUUCUUUGUCCAUAUUGCAGAUUGCUAAGCAACGGCGUGAUACCCGUAUCUCCACCGCUCUGCAAGUAUACGCCGACGGUGACAAGUGAUGAAUGUCCAGAAAAGCCCGACGUGAUUACCUUUGAUACCUGGGUCUCCAUCAUGCAAGACUAUUUGGAAGAUUUGUACGUAGUGGAGCGCAACAUUGAUAUACAGGACGGCAAGACAAAAUAUCCCGAAGCUGGCGAACAUUGCCGAGAAAUACAUGGAAAUUGAAAAUUUCUUGAAAAUUACUCAGCCAAGCACUCGCGUCGAUAUUUCAAAAAGAUGUGGUCACAUUUUGCUGAAAUUUUUAUGGACAGCGUACAACGUGUUUGCCCAUACGAACACACAGCGGAGGAGUGCGAACCGUUCCUAGUCGCAUGGAGUUCUUGUGCGUAUACCAUUCAAUCCUUGGAGAUGCUUUACGAGCCUGUUGACAAACCACUGAAAGGAGAAAUGUCGAUUCGACACAAAAGUUGCUUGUCAGGACUAAUUCGGGUUUGUAGCUUACUCGGAGCCUGCAUAUCCAGGUUCGUUGGUGGUAAACUAAUGAUACACUUACGAGGAAUCCUGGAAACGGUCUUCAAACACAAAGGGUCAUCUGUAGUGGAAUGGGACGUUUUUUCACAUGCUGAUCGUUCGCCCUUUCAGUUUGAACACGUCAAACAAGAAUGUAAAACUUUCCUGCGUUGCUCCUGCCCUUUCCAUUUCAUGACCGAUGUUGAAUUCCCUGAUCAGUUCUGUGAUCCUUUUGGUGAUACUUUCGAAACAAUGUGCAAAUACUUAGGGUUAACUCCAGAAAUCGAAGUAUACUUCGAUUCGGAAAACGUCUACUUAAAGACCUUGGAGUCAUUUGGUUCACAUCCAAACAUUCAGCAAUGUGGAAACGCUAGCAAACGCCUCGAAAUUGUCCCCUGCGUGGCUCCUGUGCGGCAACUCGUCCAUCUGCCCGACGACUACAGCGAUCUGAUUAACUUUGUGUCCGACUUCACAUGUCCAAGCAGUCCUAAAGAGGAGUCGAGAAAUCCAACGAUGUGUCUAGUUUGCGGGGCGAUGCUCUGCUCGCAAUCGUAUUGCUGCCAGCCAGAAUUGGAACGCAACGGAACCGUCGGUGCUUGCACACACCACGCCCACUACUGUGGCGCCGGGAUUGGAAUGUUUUUGAGGAUCCGCGAUUGUGAGAUAUUGUUGUUAGGAAUCGGGAAGGGUUGCUUCGUUUCACCGCCCUAUCUGGACGAGUACGGCGAGACUGAUCAGGGGCUCCGUCGCGGUAACCCUCUGCGCCUGUGCCACGAACGAUACAGCAAAUUACAUUUGUGUAGGUUGGGACACGGCUUGCACGAGGAAAUCGCUAGACUAACCGAAAACACUAAUUCUGUGAUAGCAACACAAUGGCAACAUAUUUAGUCUGAAUUUUUAUUUGUUUUUCAAGUGAAGCACACUAACCACGCUCUUUAUCCGUUGUCCCGAUUUAGUGUGAAAUAUAAAAAUUUAGAUAUAAACUUCUAGAAGAUGCUCUCAUCAUCGAAUACAUGCGAAUAGAUAUCUAAUUUAAUUGAUAUAUAUAUAGUAAUCGUAGUUUGUUUCUUUGGUAGUAGUUAGGCUGUUUUUACAUUUGUUACUUUGAAUUCUUGAUUGUCCGCCUAUUUGGUUCCGAUUCCCUGAAAUACCGUUACACUCUACUUAGAAAAGGAAAUGUAUAAUUUGCUUUUUGUAAGAGUCUUUGAAAUGCAAACCCCAUUCUUUGUAAAAUAUUGUGUUCUUUCGGUUUGUAGAAUUUCGCCUUUGUUUGUUGUAGUUUGAAUUCGACAUGGAGUUGUUUGCCCCGUUCUGUCUCAUAUUUCGUAUUUAGUUUGUGAAAUUCAAUUUGUACAUAUUCCUAAAAAAUACCUACUGUGAAAGGUUCUCGACAUCCAUCCGGAAAAUUGAUCGUUCGACGCAGACCACUCAAUUGACAAGUUCAAUAGCCAGGAAGCGGCUAGAGUUUGAUUAUAAAAUGAAUAUUUGAAUUUAUGUGCGAAUAUAUGAAACAAUAUUAUGUUAAACAGGAAAAAUAGAGUAAAUUUAAUCUAACCAAGAAGUAUGAUGUUUCAGUAGUUAUUUCUUAAAGAAUGUAUAAAUCUAUUGCAGCUAACAACAAACGUUUGCGACAAGUGAGGCGAAAUUGAUUGCUCUUAGUGAUAAGCCGAAACUGAUAUAAAUUGAUUACAUUAUGGAGAUAUAUAUAUUAAGCAUAUAAUUUAAACUAAGUGGAAAAUAUUAAAUAAUUAACUGAAACUAUGAAAA